Messenger RNA from Onychostoma macrolepis, 2838 nucleotides. RefSeq lists its product as uncharacterized. Lineage: Eukaryota; Metazoa; Chordata; Actinopteri; Cypriniformes; Cyprinidae. The transcript is spliced from 8 exons. Bases 380 to 1024 code for a protein of 214 amino acids. The record is from RefSeq and is a predicted model, not a curated record.
GCUUCCUCGAGCUGGAGCACACGACAAAGUUUCUUCUCAGAGAGGUGGAGGGCAGAGAGUCCCCGUCUGGUGAACACUGCUGCGGCACAAGAAAAUGUGGCAACACGCAUCUGCCAACAGUGUGGGAGCAAUCCAGCUGCUGUCCGGUGUGGUGACUGUCGACCACGCCCCUUCUACUGUGCUGAAUGUGAUGUCAGCAUGCACACCAGACAUGUUCUCCAUAACCGAGAUGCCAUGACACCUGGGUUCUACCAGCCACUGCCUCCAACAACUUUUGUUGUAGAUAAGGCUCUUUCCCAUUGUGAUUCCUGACAAAAUUUGUGGUUGUUCAUCAGAGUCAUUGAGGCUCAGCCCAGGGAAGACUGUUGCUGUGAUCACAAUGAAUGGACGAUAUGAUCUAAGCAUGCCUGAGUUGAAUUGUGAGGCAUGCCAAGACACUUGGGCUGCUGGAGUGGUCGACCUAAAUCGAAGUGACUACUGGCCAGCGACCCUUCACUUUGCCACAAUUUAUGCCACAGAUGUCUUUUUCUCAUUUGAAGAAAUGAAGAUGGCAGAACCAGGACUGUCCUGCCAAGCAUUUGUAAGAAUACUGGAUCAGCGAACUGUCCGCUUUGGUCGUACUGGCAAGAUCUCCACAGACAGUUUUCAGAAAAGUUUUUUUGAGUGGGAGGCUCUGCGAUAUGAGGUGGACAAAAUCUGCAAGGAAGAGCCCUUCAUCUGUCCUGCACGCACCCCAGAUAUGCUGGCAGUUUCAGUAGAUGGAAACCGCAAGCAUUACCGUUUUAAGAAUGCAGCUAGAUCUGAAGAACAGGCCAUCUUUAAAGACGUCUUUAUAGCUAAGGAUGAAGAUGUGACAAGAUUUGUGGACUACAUUCACAAGACAUCCAAACAUGUCAGUGGAAGAGGUGUUUGUGGAGGGGAGUGGUCAGCAGCCAGAGAGACCUCCCAAAGAUCAGCAAGCAAGGUAGACGAGGAGGAUUGGAGCUUGCGGUGUGUCGACACGGAGUGCUGCUCUGUGCUUUAAAUAUGUACAGGGGUGAAAUUUUUGCCUAUCCCCUGUACCUGCAAGAAAAUCUGGCCAGUAGGCAAAUCACUUUUUUUUGUAUGGAUGUGACCUGAAAAUAUUGGUCCUACCUCCAAAGAGUUGCAAAAAGCUGCCCAGAGCUCCAGCACCUUCUUAACAUGAAGCCCUUCCUUUCAGUCUUCCAUGCCAAAGCCCAUGAUUUUAAAAGCGAGGUGAAAUGGAGUGGGGCAUAUCAGGAUGGGGCUGGUUUAACACUAGGGGAGGAGGUGGAACAGUGCAAUGCUUUCCUGUCUAGGAUUGCGGUGACCACAAAACACAUGUCCAAACCAGGACGCACAGACAUGCUGACUCUCAUGGCCAUGCGCUGGAAUCAGCAAAAGUUCAACAAUUUGGCCACCGCACUGACCCGCCGUUAUCAGAAGGUAAUAACAGUAGAAUUUGUUUUAGAUGUUCAUUAAUGUAUGUUAUUAGUGUUUGAAGCUGUGCAGUGAACAUUUGGUUCUUGUUUUUGUGCUAUCUGUGAUUGCUUGUCAUUGCAGACCACAAAAGCUCUGCAAAGUCAGUUGUGUAGAACCUGGUCGAAAAGAACGCACACACAUGUGUAACUUAAGUCACAUUCCACUGGAAACUAAUCUAACUUCAUCAGCUCGUAAAAGUUACAAAUGACCAACCCAACGCCCAGGUAUCUGACUAAGUUUCCUGUCUGUUCUCCUUAUCAUCUCAUGAAGCUGGGAGGAGAACAUCUGGCCAUUCUUUGAAGCACAGGAUUUUCAAUGUUGGUCUUGACCAGUUUACCAUAAAUAAAGUCAAAUAAACAGACAGUACAAAGCACGUGGGAUCUGGAUAUGUUCCAGCUCAGGCCCUCCCUAAAUCCCGACUGCUUUUUGACCAUAAUUCAAUGAUGGUAUCAACAAGGAAAGACAGAUAUAUGUUAACCAGACUUGAACAAACCUACAGCACAGACAUCCUGGUGACCCCAGAGCAAACCCCCUUUUCCAAGUUGCAUUCCAAGACGAUGCCGCCUCUUUUGCUCGGACAACAAAGAAACUCUAGUCACACAGAGUUUCUUUCAAAAGCACAAUUUGGAAAAGACUGCUGCUAUUAAAAGCAAUAUAUCUAAGAGACAAUACAUAUACGAAUGUGGUAUUUUAUGUUUCAUAUAUCUGACUGUAGGUAUCAGAAUUUAGGAUAUUUUUAAUCUAUGACUUAACUCGUUUAGUAGAUAAAAUUAUAGGUAUUCAAUAUAAGUAUCUCAUGUUUGAUAUUAAAUUACACGUUAUGCUGAGUCCAGUACAUUGAAAUAGAUGAAUGUUGACUUUUAGCAUCACAAGGUAUGAUUAUAACACUUUGUAGAAAUCUGCUAGGAUAUUGUGGCUCAGGUGACAUAUUUAUGAGCAGAUAAUGUAUGCACGAAAUAUUAGUCCUGUUGGGCGGGGCUCCGCCCUACAGAGACAAUGUGAUUGGGUCAGACAGUGACUAGGAUGGACUUAAUUCUGUCCGAUAAAAACAGACACCCCAACUUUGAACUAAAAAGCUCAGAACAAAGAACGGGGUGAAACAACUGGUGCAACUGCAAGAAACGUGGCUGAAAGUCUGGGCGUUGCCCCUCGAUCGUGCUGUGAAACAUCUGGCUGAUCAUCAAAAGACUUCGACACCUGGCCACGUCUGACCAAAGAAACACUUGCAAAGCUGCUGCGUAAAAGAACUUCAAACUCGCUAUUCGCGCGCUACCAGGAAGCCAUCAAAUCCAAAGGAGGAAUCCCGAGUGACGUCACGCGACAACAAAACGUCAGCAGGAAAGGUCCUGGGUUUCC